AAUUAUAACAUAAUACAUUAUCAAAAUAAUACGCCACAAAUUAUUAAAAAUAAGGUCGUAAAAUCGGCUAUCUUCCUCUGCUUCCCAAGAGUUCACUCACCGGCGCCACUGCAGCUCCACCGUCCUACGCCGCCAUCGGAGCUACCAUUUUUCCCGGGGAAAACUGUCACCUUCUUUUAUCAAAAAAAGGUUAAAGAGAAAAAAAGAAGCUGAAGCAUAGCUAUGAUCAUAGUAUUCUUCAAGUUCAUUUUAUCAAACACAUAGAAUGCAUUCGAGAGUAGGGUUUCUCUUAGCAUGCACGAAAAGGAGGUCUUCUACAUCUACUUGUUCUACGGUUCUUCUAUCUACUCUAUUCUCUUCUCUUCAUAAUCGGAAGAUAUUCGCGGCUUGUCACCGCCGGAUUUUGAUCGGUAGUGAUGUAAGUAAGGUUUAUUUCUUCAAUGAAUCGAUUUUUUGUGGAUUGGGACAGCUGCGUGGGUUUUGUAGAUACCCUGGUACAGCAGCUUUAGAGCAAUUCUCCGACGAUGAAUAUGAAUGCGACUAUGAAAAUCAUCCGGCUUCGUCAUCAGUGGCCAAUGUAGAUGAGUGGAAAUGGAAACUUAGCCUGCUGUUGCGCAAUGAGAAGGAUCAAGAAGUUGUAUCCAGAGAUAAACGGGAUAGAAGAGACUAUGAACAGAUAUCCAACCUUGCUAAAAGGAUGGGUCUCUAUAGUGAAAUUUAUGGGAAAGUUGUAGUGGUGAGCAAGGUUCCUCUUCCUAAUUACAGACCCGAUCUUGAUGAUAAACGGCCUCAAAGAGAGGUAGUAAUCCCACUAAGUUUGCAAAGGAGAGUAGAAGGCUUGCUCCAGGAGCAUAUAGAUAGAACACAACUCAGUAGUGCAAAAGCUGACAUCAUUUUAGAUGGUACUAAGUCCUCUGAUAUAGUUACAAAUGCGAAUAUGGAUGAAAAUCCAGAUUCAUUCUUGGAUGGCGCUGUCAUGGAGAAGGUUCUUCAAAGGCGGAGCUUACGCAUGCGUAAUAUGCAGAGGGGUUGGCAGGAAUCUCCUGAUGGCAACAAAAUGCUAGAAUUCCGGAAAUCUCUUCCUGCAUUUAAGGAAAAGGAAAGGCUGCUCCAAGCUAUUGCACGUAAUCAGGUGGUAGUAAUUUCUGGCGAGACAGGAUGUGGUAAGACCACUCAACUGCCACAGUACAUUCUAGAGUCAGAAAUAGAAUCUGGCCGUGGAGCAUUCUGUAGCAUAAUUUGUACUCAGCCUCGAAGAAUAUCUGCUUUGGCUGUUGCAGAAAGAGUGGCUACAGAAAGGGGAGAACCUCUUGGUGACUCAGUUGGUUAUAAAGUACGAUUAGAAGGGGUGAAAGGAAAAAAUACGCAUUUGCUAUUUUGUACGAGUGGUAUUUUGCUUCGUCGUCUUCUCAGUGACCGCAAUCUUGACGGUAUAACCCAUGUUUUCGUUGAUGAAAUUCAUGAACGAGGCAUGAAUGAAGAUUUCCUGUUGAUUGUGUUGAAGGAUCUUCUUCCACGACGCCCAGAUUUGAGAUUGAUUUUGAUGAGUGCUACUCUUAAUGCUGAAUUAUUUUCCAGUUACUUUGGAGGAGCACCUAUGAUUCACAUCCCAGGCUUCACAUAUCCUGUAAGAGCAAACUUUCUGGAAGAUGUGCUGGAAAUUACGGGAUAUAAGUUGACUUCAUUCAACCAAAUUGAUGAUUAUGGUCAGGAAAAGAUGUGGAAAACACAAAAACAGUUAGCACCCCGCAAAAAGAAAAAUCAGAUAACUGCUCUUGUUGAGGAUGCUGUAGACAAAUCAAACUUCGAGAAUUAUAGUCCAAGGGCACGUGAUUCACUAGCAUGCUGGGCUCCUGAUUGUAUUGGAUUCAAUCUUAUUGAGGCAGUUUUGUGCCAUAUAUGUCGGAAAGAACGUCCAGGUGCUGUAUUAGUAUUUAUGACUGGUUGGGAAGAUAUUAGUUGUUUAAGAGAUCAACUUAAAGCACAUCCUCUCUUGGGUGACCCAAAUAGGGUGUUGGUGCUCACUUGUCAUGGUUCUAUGGCUACCUCUGAGCAGAAACUCAUAUUUGAGAAGCCACCUCAGAAUGUACGUAAAAUAGUACUUGCAACAAAUAUGGCCGAGGCAAGUAUUACUAUAAAUGAUGUGGUCUUUGUGGUGGACUGUGGAAAAGCGAAGGAGACAACUUAUGAUGCGCUAAAUAAUACUCCGUGCUUAUUACCUUCAUGGAUUUCACAAGCUUCUGCACGACAAAGAAGGGGUAGGGCUGGCCGUGUCCAACCAGGCGAGUGCUACCAUUUGUAUCCACGAUGUGUGUAUGAAGCUUUUGCUGAAUAUCAACUACCCGAACUCCUGAGAACUCCUUUGAAUUCUCUUUGCUUGCAAAUAAAGAGUUUGCAGGUUGGAAGUAUUGCUGAAUUCCUAUCAGCUGCUCUUCAGCCUCCAGAAUCUUUGGCUGUGCAAAAUGCUAUUCAGUUUUUGAAGAUGAUUGGUGCAUUAGAUGAAAAUGAGAAUCUUACACAUCUAGGUAAAUUUUUAGCAAUCCUCCCUGUGGAUCCCAAGCUUGGGAAAAUGCUCAUUAUGGGUGCUAUUUUCCGAUGCUUUGAUCCUGUUUUGACUAUAGUGGCUGGUCUUAGUGUACGGGAUCCAUUUCUAUUGCCUCAAGAUAAAAAAGAUUUAGCAGGGACAGCAAAGUCCAGAUUCUCAGCCAAGGACUAUAGUGAUCAUAUGGCGCUUGUCCGUGCAUAUGAAGGAUGGAAAGAUGCUGAAAGGGAAGGUUCUGCCUACGAAUAUUGCUGGAGGAAUUUCCUCUCUGCCCAGACUCUUCAAGCUAUCCAUUCUCUUAGAAAGCAAUUUAUCUUCAUCUUGAAAGAUGCUGGAUUGCUUGAUGCUGAUACUGCAACUAACAAUAAACUAAGUUACAAUCAGUCUUUGGUUCGUGCUGUCAUAUGUUCUGGCUUGUAUCCUGGAAUUUCAUCAGUGGUGCACAGAGAGACAUCAAUGUCCUUCAAGACUAUGGAUGACGGACAAGUCUUUCUUUAUGCAAAUUCAGUCAAUGCUCGUUAUCAAACGAUUCCAUACCCUUGGCUGGUGUUCGGUGAAAAAGUGAAGGUCAAUACAGUCUUCAUACGUGAUUCUACUGGAGUAUCUGAUUCGAUUGUGAUCCUAUUUGGUAGUACUCUAGACUCUGGAGAUAUGGCUGGGCAUUUAAAGAUGUUGGGUGGAUACAUAGAGUUCUUCAUGGAUCCUACUCUGGCGGAUUGCUACAUAAAGCUCAAAGAGGAGCUCGAUAUGCUUUUGCAAAAGAAGCUUCAAGAUCCUGAGGUAGACAUCCACAAGGAAGGCAAAUACCUUAUGCUUGCUGUUCAGGAGCUGGUUUCAGGAGAUCAGUCUGAGGGCAGGUUUGUGUUUGGUCGUGAAAACAAGAAGCCUAAAGAUUCUAAGGACACUGAUAGAUUUACAAGGGACGGGACAAACCCAAAGAGUUUGUUGCAAACCCUACUUAUGAGGGCCGGUCACUCCCCUCCCAAGUACAAAACAAAGCAUCUAAAAACAAAUGAAUUUAGGGCACUUGCAGAGUUCAAGGGAAUGCAAUUUGUAGGUAAACCGAAGAGAAACAAAGCUCUUGCAGAAAAGGAUGCUGCAAUAGAGGCACUAGCAUGGUUGACUCAAACAUCUGAAAAGAAUCAUGAUGAAGAUGAUAAAUCUCCUCCUGAUGUCACCGAUAACAUGCUGAAACUUCUUGGUAAACGCAGGAGAUCAAAGCGUCGGUGAGGUUGUGGACACCAGAUAUUUUUAAUAGUUGAUAGUGUGGACCACUAGAAGACAAACUUGAAGCUUCCAGUUGAUCAACCUCCAGACUCUUUAUCACUUUUGGAAGACCAAAUACGCCAAGAUCUGAUAAUGGUGGUGCCAGUUUUGGCCCUGGUUUACAGGUAUCAGAUUCAGCUUAGGCUCAUAAAAAAGUAAGUGUACAUAAGCGCAAAGUAGGGCCAUGGAUUGUCACCAGAUGGCUGCAUUAAUAAACUAGAACAGUUGACCAGAUUGCAAAAAUAGGGAGCUGUGAGGUUCUGUUCUUUGAAGUGGCAUAAAUGCUAGGUCAUCUAAGUUGCAACUAACAGGGAUCCUGCAACCAUUUUUGUUUAAUCACCACGGCUUGUUCUUUGCGUAUACAGUAAAAGUGUCAUGCUUCCGCGCAACCCCAGAGCUAUCCACAAGAAAGCGACUUUAGCUGAACUUACAUUUUCUACAGUUUUACAAGGAGAGGGUUUCAACAGCUUAUCUUGAAUAUGAAUUGAGCAGUCUCUUAAAGAUUCUACAUUCCAUAGCAGAUCAUAGAUUAUGGCUCGAGCAUGUUGCUUCUCUCCCUCGACAGAGUUUCUUGCUGUAACAAAGAGAAGGUAUUUGGAGGAAGAAAAAAUAUUGAUGGACGAUUAAAAUAUUCACUCAUAUCAAACUUGGGCAGAGUACCUGAAGAAGCCUAUAACAUUAUGUGGUUUCUAAUUAGGUUUUAUUGUACAUUAGCUUGUUUGAUCGUUGUUACUUUAUGCAUUAGCUUAUUUUAUUGUUGUAACUUAAACUAUAGAUUUUCAGCUGCAUAUGAAUUAGUCAUUAUUUGAGCAGCACACUAAUGCAAAAUUAACCAGUUGUACUCAUAACUUAUUCAGUUAGUUGGGUUUAAUCUGUUUUUGGUUGUAUUAUAUUUAUGUCACAGGAAUUUGGCCUCAAGGUCUAGGGGUUAACUUGUCUAUUCAGCCUAUGCAUAUAUUAUGUCCAUUUAUGGAUAAAUGAACUUAUAAUUA
Messenger RNA from Solanum dulcamara, 4800 nucleotides. RefSeq names its product DExH-box ATP-dependent RNA helicase DExH3. Gene Ontology annotation, cellular component: nucleus; intracellular anatomical structure. Gene Ontology annotation, molecular function: RNA binding; ATP binding. The coding region runs from base 266 to 3772 and encodes 1168 amino acids. The record is from RefSeq and is a predicted model, not a curated record. The transcript is spliced from 19 exons. Lineage: Eukaryota; Viridiplantae; Streptophyta; Magnoliopsida; Solanales; Solanaceae.